Messenger RNA from Populus nigra (black poplar), 2147 nucleotides. RefSeq names its product tlg2p-like protein a. The record is from RefSeq and is a predicted model, not a curated record. Gene Ontology annotation, biological process: vesicle fusion; intracellular protein transport; vesicle-mediated transport. Lineage: Eukaryota; Viridiplantae; Streptophyta; Magnoliopsida; Malpighiales; Salicaceae. Gene Ontology annotation, molecular function: SNAP receptor activity; SNARE binding. The coding region runs from base 760 to 1731 and encodes 323 amino acids. The transcript has 8 exons. Gene Ontology annotation, cellular component: membrane; endomembrane system; SNARE complex.
AAAAAAAGAAGAAAGAGAUUUGGAAAGCUAACCAGGUCGUCAGACACCAACCGAAUGUCACACCACAUACAAAAUUGGCAAUCCUCCCAUUGCAACCCGGGACAGAAACACCCAGCCUCUAAAACGCCAAAGAUAAGAGAAAGGACAUGUCUAGCAAGUGUGCAUUUAAUGCUCUGUGACGACAUGCCCACCCAUCAAACAAAAGAGCCACAUCGUAAGAAAAGAAAGCCUGGGAGCAGCAGAGGAGUCUCAAACAAAAGAAGAAGAGCCAAGCCACGAUCAACAGACGUCAACGAAUCCUCCUCGCAAGCUUUGAAGCACCAAAGCCACUUCAAUAAGAGGACGGCGGGCCUAGAAACCUACAUGCAAGUGGGAAAAAAAAGUCAUCAAACCUGAGCCUCACAGACCCCGGUUGUUCAGCAAGAUGAAGAAAAAGCGCGCGAGAAGAACGUUCUGCUGAUCGUGGGAUUGGGAAAGCCCAAAGCCCCAAAAAACCGUUCCCCGAGGAUUGUGAUAGCCCAAAGCCCGCUCAAAUAUCAGCAGCCCGGUCGCGAUCCAGAAAGGCGCAAAGUAGCGUAAGUUUUCUUUCAACCAAAGCUUCUGAUUCGUUGAGAAUGCAAUUCAAAGCUCCUCAGUAUCCCACGAAUUCCACUUUCUCAUACUUUUCCCACUCUCGUCAAAUUCCAAUAAAACCAUUUCCUUACCCGUUACAAAAAGAAUUUUCACAUCCCCAACUUCUUUCAAUUUUUCCGGCUAUCGAUGGCAACAAGAAACCGUACCGUAGUGUACAAGAAGCACAGAGAUGAAGUCAAGAACGUGCGUGCUCCUUUAUCAUCGUCGCUGCCCGGUUCUAGCGGUCCGGUUAUCGAAAUGGUUAGCGCUUCGUUUCUUCGCUCCCAACAUUCCUCUUAUACUCCACUCAGCACUGAAGAUCCAGGUCCUUCCAGUUCCAGUGGUGAUGCGUUUACGAUUGGUCUGCCGCCGGCGUGGGUGGAUGAUUCUGAGGAAAUAUCGGUGAAUAUUCAAAGAAUUCGAACCAAAAUGAGUGAGUUAGUCAAGGCGCACGCGAAAGCUUUAAUGCCAACAUUUGGAGACGGGAAAGAAGAUGAACGAGUGAUUGAAGGUCUUACUCGAGAGAUUACGGGUUUAUUGAGAAAUUCCGAGACUAGAUUAAAGAAAAUUUCUGCAAGUGAGUCUUUUGAGGACUCAAAUGUUAGAAAGAAUGUACAGCGGGCGCUUGCAACAGAACUUCAGAACUUGUCGAUGGAUCUCCGUAGAAAACAAUCCAUGUAUCUAAAACGUCUGCAGCAGCAAAAAGAGGGACAUGACGGGGUUGAUUUAGAGAUGAGCCUGAAUGCGAACAAGUUUAGAUCGGAAGAUGAUGGAUUUAGUGAUGUGGGUUUUAAUGAGGGUCAGAUGCUUACGCUAAAGAAGAGUGAGCAAUUUACUGCUGACAGGGAAAGCGAGAUCAAACAGGUCAUAGAAUCAGUGCAUGAGCUUGCUCAAAUCAUGAAAGACCUAUCGGUUCUGGUGAUAGAUCAGGGCACAAUUGUUGAUCGGAUAGACUAUAGUAUUCAUAAUGUUGCGUCAACAGUAGAGGAGGGCUUUAAACAGUUGCAGAAGGCAGAGAGAAAUCAGAAGAAAGGAGGAAUGGUGAUGUGUGCAACAGUACUUGUUAUAAUGUGCUUCAUAAUGCUGACCCUCUUGAUCCUCAAGGAGUCGCUGUUGUGAUCAAAUUAUGUAGUCAUUUGACACCUUGAGCCUGCUGUGCAUAGCUCUCGAAUUCAAUGAAAAACAAACUGACUGAUAGGUUUUAACCCACUUGGAUUGUGGAGAUUAAAUGGUUCGAGAUCACAUCUUACCAUGCCGGUAGCUGAGCAUCCCUCCCCUUCAUAGUUUGAUCGGUGGGCUCGUCCAGCUUCUGCUCUUUAUUGCAAGUGUCUACAGACUACCGCCCUCAUUUCGACAUGGAGAUGCUUUUUUGUGUACAUGUGAGCAGGCAUAGAAGCCAAGGGUAUAUGAUGGUUGAACUAAUACUAACCAAAAGUUACUGCACGAAUUUGUUAGCAUAGCAUCCUUUCCGUUCAAGUUAAUUUUGUAUAUAAUAAAAGAAUAGAACGUGUUAAUAUUAUAAAUGUCUUUUUAAA